Messenger RNA from Thalassophryne amazonica, 1496 nucleotides. Its product is annotated as claudin-17-like. Lineage: Eukaryota; Metazoa; Chordata; Actinopteri; Batrachoidiformes; Batrachoididae. The transcript has a single exon. Gene Ontology annotation, molecular function: structural molecule activity. The coding region runs from base 62 to 751 and encodes 229 amino acids. Gene Ontology annotation, cellular component: plasma membrane; bicellular tight junction. The record is from RefSeq and is a predicted model, not a curated record. Gene Ontology annotation, biological process: cell adhesion; bicellular tight junction assembly.
UCAUGAACCCUUUACAAACAUUUCUUCAGACAACUGACAAGACUACAGAUCCCUCUGAGCCAUGAGAGCUAACUUGGAAGUCCUAGCAAUGGUCCUGGGUUUCAUCAGCCUGUUUGGAAUCAUAACCAUCACCGCUGUGCCCAUGUGGCGGGUCUCAGCUUUCAUUGGCGCCAACCUCAUUGUCAUGGAAGAACUGUGGGAGGGUCUGUGGAUGACCUGCUUCAGGCAACUCAACAUCAGGAUGCAGUGCAAGGUGUACGACUCGCUGCUGAUUCUACCGCCGGAGCUGCAGGCAUCCAGGGCGUUCAUGUGUGUCUCCAUUGCCCUGGUUGUCAUCUCUCUGCUCAUCACUGCAUGCGGGACUGAGAAGACCGCCUGCUGUAGUGACAACGUAAAGUGCAAAAACAUCAUCUUGGCCCUAGGAGGAGGCAUGUACCUGCUUUCAUGUCUGACCACACUAAUCCCUGUCUGCUGGGUUGCUCAUACUGUCAUCAACAACUUCUACAACCCUUUGCUGGUGGACGCUCAGAAACGGGAGCUGGGCGCAGCGCUCUUCAUUGGAUGGGCCACGUCUGGUGUCCUGCUGAUUACUGGGAUCAUCCUUCUCUUCUGCUUCAGCAAACGCAGGUCAAAGGAGGACGUUCCUUAUGAUAACACAUUUGUUAUGGCAGACAGACACAUGCCAAUGGAGGAUAGCGUGGACUUGGACAGGAAGUCAUCCAGCUUUCAUAAACAUCAGGAAUAUGUGUAGGCUGCAAGUUUUACAUCUGUGUUUACAUUAGACUGUGCUUAUGACAAUUUUUGCCUGUUGCUUCGCCAAUCACUGCUUCAUGAUAGACGAACAUAGAGAAAUAUGAUGUUGAAAAAGAUGACAUGAAAUCUAGGCUGAAGUCUCUCACAUGCAUUCUGGCAAACACAAUGCCAGAAGGUUUGUUUUUUAACAACUGAUUUAAAGCUGUAUCUGGAGAAGUAACGAUUGUGUCUCUGCUAACAGCAUCUUAAGCUUGUUACUUCUGCAGAGUUGACAUGGCUGUACUAUGCAAUGUGCUUAUGAAUUUUUAAAAACUGUUUUAACUGGACUCUCUUGGACAUCAGGUGUCAACCAUUUAUUGGUCAAGAAUGAGAGAAACCACAGCUGUAUGUGACAAAGUUCAGAAGCCAACUGUCCAGAUAAUUUUGGGCCUUGAAAAAUGUGAGGGUUGGGGACUGUUCACACACUGUUCACACUGUGAAUGUAAUUACACUUAAGUUUCAACAUGGCAGGCUGAACUAGUCUUAUCGUCAUGAUUUGCUUUCAACUGUACUAUAGUGUGAUGACUCCUAAAAUAAAUACAUUAAAUAAAACAAAAAACCCAGUACUGCUAUUGUUCAUAUAUAUAUGAACCCAGCUGCAUUCAACUGUGAUGUUACAUGACUCCAUUACCUUUGCUCCUUUUGUUUGCAUCAUGAUCAAGCCAUUGUAUCAACACGAGCAAUUAAAGAUUAUUUGUAUUUUG